Stegastes partitus (bicolor damselfish) is the source of this 16124-nucleotide messenger RNA. RefSeq names its product FAT atypical cadherin 3a (gene fat3a). The coding region runs from base 173 to 13996 and encodes 4607 amino acids. Gene Ontology annotation, biological process: homophilic cell-cell adhesion. The record is from RefSeq and is a predicted model, not a curated record. Gene Ontology annotation, molecular function: calcium ion binding. NCBI's taxonomy places the organism in Eukaryota, Metazoa, Chordata, Actinopteri, Pomacentridae. Gene Ontology annotation, cellular component: plasma membrane. The transcript is spliced from 29 exons.
UAUCGGAGCGGAUUUGAUGGUGUGGAUGAUACAGAAUUGGACGGACUUUUUCACCGGGAUAUUCAGCAGCAUGACCGGAAGCCUGGCCUGAAGCCUUUAGCCAUGUCACAGCCCCACUGGAAAAAACCAUUGGUGAUGCCAGGCCAGCAGUUCAGAAUGGAGUUAUGAUGGAAUGGAUGUGAAGAUGGGCCAGUGGGCAGGCAUGCGAGCCCCUCUCCUAGGCCUGGCCCUGCUGCUGCCAUUGCUGUUUUUAAAGCCACCACCCUGCUACGGCCAAAAUACCCAGGGAGCUCCUCAGGAUGGAUUUCACUUUGGCUUCACUCAGUCUGUCUACCAUGCUACAGUUUAUGAAAACUCAGCAGCACGCACCUAUGCCAACAGUAAAAUUAAAAUGGGAAUUCACCUGGCCCAGCGCUCCUGGGAAAUCCGCUACAGAAUCACCUCAGGUGAUGAUGAAGGGUUUUUCAAGGCAGAGGAGUUUGUGCUCGGUGACUUCUGCUUCUUGCGCAUCAGGACUAAGGGUGGUAAUGCAGCCAUCUUGAAUCGAGAGAUCCAGGAUAAUUAUGUAUUGACAGUGAAAGCCUCUGUCAAGGGAGAGGCCCUCCUUGAGACCUGGACCAAAGUCAGCAUUCAGGUCUUGGAUAUGAAUGACCUCCGGCCCUUGUUCUCACCCACCACAUACUCCGUCACCAUAGCGGAGAGCACCCCUCUCAGGACUAGCAUAGCACAAGUUACAGCCACAGAUGCAGAUAUUGGCUCCAAUGGAGAGUUUUACUAUUUUUUUAAGGAGAAAAUGGAGCUUUUUGCUGUACACCCAACUAGCGGAGUGGUUUCUCUGAGUGGAAAGCUUAAUGUUGAUGAGCAGAACCGGUAUGACUUAGAAAUUCUGGCAGUGGACCGUGGCAUGAAACUCUAUGGAAAUAAUGGGGUCAGCAGCACAGCAAAGCUUUUUGUCCAUGUAGAGCGUGUGAAUGACCAUGCCCCAGUAAUGAAUGUAGUCACCCACACCCCCUCAUAUCUGGAUAAAAACCCUGUGUGUGCCAUGGUCACUGUUGAGGAUCAAGAUGAAGGCUUAAAUGGAGAAAUAGAUUCAGUGGUCAUUGUGGGUGGAGACCCCUCAGAGAAGUUUUUUGUGGAGAGAUCCGAAGAAGGCACAUUUGCCAUUAAAGCUUCUGAGUCAGUAAAUUGGGAGACUUACCCUUAUGGCUGUAACCUCACCUUGCAGGCCAAAGACAGGGGAACCCCACCAAAGUUCUCUGGUGUCAAGGUUGUUCACAUAAUGGUUAAGAAAAGGCAAACAGCAGAAACUAAGUUUGAGCAGGAGUUUUAUGAUAUCAGUGUCAAUGAAAUUUCUCCACCAGGCACAAUUUUAGAGGCUGUUAAAAUCAGGCCAGAACCAGAUGAUGCAGAAUAUAUCCUGACACCCUCCACAGAUUCAGCUUUUUUUCAAAUGAACACCCUAACAGGCGUAAUCUCCACCACUCACUGGUUCACUCAGGUGUCCCAGGAUGUCUUUAAUCUUGAGGUACUGGAAAUAGAUUGUGAUCUCAAAGUUAAAGUACGGAUAACCAUCAAGGAUGCAAAUGAUAAGACACCAACAUUUGCUCAAUCUUCUUAUGAAGUGUUUGUCAAUGAAAGUAUAUCAGUUGGGACCAAUGUAUUAACAGUUUCUGCAGUCGAUGAAGAUAAAGGUGAAAAUGGAUACAUAACUUACAGCAUUUCCAGCCUGCAGCCAUUACCCUUCAAAAUCAAUCAGUUUUCUGGUGUCAUCAGCACAACUAAAGAGUUGGAUUUUGAAUCCUCACCUGAGAGUUUUGUGUUUGUUGUCAGAGCAUCUGACUGGGGGUCACCAUAUAGGCGAGAGAGUGAAGUCAAUGUAACAAUCCAUCUGGAAAAUGUAAAUGACAACCAGCCAUUGUUUGAGAAGAUAGCAUGCCAAGGGGUGAUUUCUGGGGAUUUCCCAGUAGAUGAAGUGAUUACAACAAUGUCUGCGAUUGAUAUAGAUGAAUUAGAGUUAGUGAAAUAUAAGAUAAUUUCAGGGAAUGAGCAAGGGUAUUUUGAUCUCAACCCGGAUUCAGGGAUCCUUGCACUGCAACAUUCCCUUGCCACAACCAAUCCAAAGAACAAUGUUUUUAGCUUAAAAAUAACUGCCACAGAUGGUGAAAACUUUUCAGAUCCUAUGUUUGUUAAUAUUUCAGUUGUUCAUGGAAAAUCUCCUCCCAAACGACUAACCUGUGAAGAAACAAGGGUGGCCCAAAAAUUAGCUGAGAAGUUACUUAAAAAAUCCAAAGCUAGCAUCAAACCUAAAAUUGAGGAAGGUUUUAUUGACCUUUUCUCUGUCAAUCGACAAACACCCCAAUUUGACAAAACCUUUCCCACAGAUAUUGCUGUGCUGGAAGACCUAAAGGUUGGCUCAAGUGUUUUCAAGGUUAAUGCCUAUGAUGGAGAUACAGGAUUCAAUGGUCAGAUUCUAUACUCUAUUUCAGAUGGAAACACUGACAACUGUUUCACUAUUGACAUGCACACUGGCCUUAUCAGUGUCUUCCUGCCGAUGGACAGAGAAAAAAGGGAUCGUUAUCUCCUCAACCUAACUAUCUACGACCUUGGCCUUCCACAGAAAACUGCAUGGCGUUUGCUUACUGUCUACAUAGAGGAUGGAAAUGAUAAUGCACCCCACUUUUUGCAAGAAGGAGGCUAUAAAAUCGUCAUACCUGAAAACACUGCCAUAGGUACAGAUAUCAUCCAGGUUGCAGCCACUGACAAAGAUCUUGGACCCAAUGGGAAGAUUGUGUACUCUCUUUUGACAAGCACCACCCAGUUUGGCAUCAACUCCACUAAUGGGAUAGUGUAUGUUGCCGGCCAACUCGACAGGGAGUUUGUUUCUACUUUUUAUCUGAAGAUCGAGGCUCGGGAUAAAGGAGAGAAAGGGAACCAGAAGUUUUCUGUUACCACUUUGAAAAUCAUCUUGGAGGAUGUAAAUGACUGUCCUCCACUAUUUAUCCCCAGUGUAUACAAAGCAAGGGCUUUGGAGGAUCUUCCAGUAGGAACAGUUGUGGCCUGGUUAGAAACCCAGGACCCAGAUACGGGAUUAGGAGGCCAAGUCCGGUACUCUCUAGCCAAUGACUACAGUGGAUGGUUUGAGGUUGACAGGGCCAGUGGAGCCAUUCGGCUCACAAAGGAGCUGGACUACGAGACCCAGCAGUUCUACAACCUCACUGUGAAGGCCAAAGACAAGGGAAGACCUGUUUCUCUUCUCUCUGUCACCUUUGUGGAGGUGGAGGUGGUAGAUGUGAAUGAAAACCUCUAUGCUCCAUACUUUUCCCACUUUGCCUUGACAGGAGUAGUUAAAGAAAAUGCCCGGAUUGGAACUACCGUACUCCAAGUCACUGCAAAUGAUGACGAUGCUGGCAGAGAUGGAGAAAUUCAGUAUUCUAUUCACGAUGGAAGUGGGCUUGGACGAUUUGCCAUUGACGAAGAGACUGGGUUGAUCUACACCACAGAUAUUCUGGACCGGGAGACCAAAGACUCCUAUUGGCUAACGGUGUAUGCCAGCGACCAUGGUGUGGUUCCUCAGUUCACCACUAUUGAGGUGUUCAUACAGGUGGAGGAUGUCAAUGACAAUGCCCCACUGACCUCUGAGCCGCUGUACCGGCCUUCAGUGCCUGAGAAUUCUCCACGAGAUGUUUCUGUGAUCCAGAUCCAGGCCCAGGACCCUGAUGCCACACCCACAGGCACAGCUGAUAGACUCAACUAUCGCAUUAUUAGUGGAAACCCACAGAAUUUCUUCACCAUUAACGCUCGCACUGGUCUGAUCACUACAACCUCCCGGAAACUGGACCGUGAACAACAAACAGAACAUGUCUUAGAGGUGCUGGUAUCAGAUGGUGGUCCUAAUCCCAGACAGAGUACGGUGUGGGUGAUGAUUCAGGUCCUGGAUGAAAACGACAACAAGCCAACAUUUCCUGAGAAGGUCUAUCAGGUCAAACUGCCAGAGAGAGAGCGUAGAAAGAAGGGCGAGCCCAUCUAUCGGGUAUUUGCAUACGACAGAGAUGAUGGGCCCAACAGUGACCUUUCUUACAGCAUUGUGGAUGGCAACGAGGAUGGCAAAUUUUUCAUUGACCCCAAGACAGCAGUAGUAUCAUCACGCAAGGCCUUCACUGCAGGGAGCUACGACAUCCUGACCAUCAAAGCAACGGAUAAUGGCCGUCCUCAGAAGUCCUCCACAGCUCGUCUGCACAUCGAGUGGAUCCGUCGACCGCCUCCAUCAACUCUCCCACUGAUGUUCGAAGAGCCGUUCUACAAUUUUACUGUCAUGGAGAACGACAAAGUGGCUGAGAUUGUAGGUGUGGUGUCCCUGCAGCAGAGUUCCGUCCCCUUAUGGUUUGACAUCACAGGUGGGAACAGCGACAGUGUGUUUGAUGUAGAGAAAGCUGUGGGGACCAUCAUCAUUGCCAAGCCUCUGGAUGCUGAACAGCGCUCCUUCUACAAUCUCACAGUGCAGGCCACAGACGGCACCAACACUGCAAAUACACAGGUUCACAUUACUGUUAUGGACAACAACGACAACGAUCCAGUCUUCUCCCAACCAACCUAUGAUGUCACUAUUUCUGAAGAUACACCACCUGACACUGAGGUGGUCCAAGUUCUGGCAUCAGACCGUGAUGAGCAUCAUCGACUGACGUACUCUCUGCAGAACUCCAUAGACCCCAACAGCAUGCGUCUGUUUCGCAUCCAUCCCACCCUGGGCACCAUCUACACUGCUCAGAGGCUGGACCACGAGGCCUGUGCUCAACAUAUUUUCACAGUCAUUGUGAAGGAUCAAGAGUUUCCAUACAGAAAAAAUCUGGCUCGUGUACUCGUGGAAGUGGAAGAUAUAAAUGACCAUGUACCCAUUUUUACCAGUGCUCUGUAUGAAGGCUCAGUCUAUGAGUCAGCAGCAGUGGGAUCAGCUGUAGUCCAGGUUACUGCCCUGGACAAAGACAAAGGCGAGAACGCAGAGCUACACUACUCAAUUGAAGCAGGGAACACUGGAAAUGCAUUCCAUAUGGAGCCAGUUUUGGGUAUUAUUACUGUUGCACGUGACUUGGACUUGUCCAGCAUAGGUCACUAUGUUCUCACUGUCAGAGUCACUGACAAUGGCUCCCCUCCUCUGUCCACUACCACAGUAGUGCGUAUUGCAGUCACUCUCUCUGAUAAUGCUGGUCCAAAAUUCCCUCAGCCGGAGUACCAGACGGAGAUCACAGAGAAUUUAAUGAUUGGGACCUCUGUCACCACCAUCAGUGCUGUCAGCCAGUCCACCCUCACUUAUGACAUCAAGCAGGGAAAUACAGAUCGCGUUUUUCAGAUAAAUCAAUAUAGUGGCGUGAUUACUACACAAAAGAUUCUAGACUAUGAGACCACAGCAUCUUACACCCUGAUAGUCCAAGCUACUAAUAUGGCUGGCAUGGCCUCAAAUGCUACUCUAGUAAUCCAGAUAGUUGAUGAGAAUGACAACCCACCGGUGUUCCAGCAGCUUCACUAUCAUGGGAGCAUCAGUGAGGUAGCACCAGUCAACAGUGUGGUCUUGAACUCAGAUGACUCACCUCUCGUAAUCAAGGCCAGUGAUGCUGAUCGCAACCAAAAUGCGCUGUUGGUUUACCAGAUUGUUGAGGACACUGCAAAAAUGUUCUUCACAGUGGACUCAGGAACUGGCUCCAUCAGAACAAUUGCUAAUUUAGACCAUGAGACAUUUGCCACAUUCCGCUUCCAUGUUCAUGUGAGAGACAAUGGCAGGCCACAGCUGACAGCAGACAGUCCAACUGAGGUCACGAUACAAGUGAUUGACACCAAUGAUUCGCCACCUCGCUUCACCCAGAAUGCCUACGAAACAGUCCUGCUACUCCCCACCUAUGUUGGAGUAGAAGCUUUGCAGGUUUCAGCCAUAGACCCUGACAAAGAUGUCCCUACAGAGCUCACAUAUUCACUGACUGAUGGAGUACUAGAGCACUUUGCCAUCAAACCUUCCAGUGGAAUUCUUAUCGUCAAAAACACAAACUUUUUUAAAGAGCGUUUCCGCUUCAGUGUCAAAGUUUCAGAUGGGAAAUUCUCCAGCACGGCUUUGGUGACUAUAAUUGUCAGAGAAGCCCUGGACUCUGGUCUCAGCUUCACCCAUAGCAUUUACUCUUCAUCUAUUGAAGAGAAUGUAUCAAAUAUCACCAAAGUUGCUGUGGUCAGUGCUGUGGGAAACCGUCUCAAUGAACCAUUAAAGUAUACCUUGUUGAAUGCUGGUACACGUUUCAGAAUUCGUUCGACAUCUGGUGUUAUCCAAACCACGGGUAUACCCUUUGACCGUGAAGAGCAAGAGUUCUAUGAACUGGUUGUCGAGGCAAGAAGGGAGCACGACCGCUUGCACGUGGCCAGAGUUAUGGUUAGAGUCCAAGUUGAGGACAUAAACGAUAAUGCCCCUGUGUUUGUUGGACUUCCUUAUUAUGCAGCUGUUCAAGUAGAAGCUGAACCUGGAUCACCCAUUUUCAAGGUCAUGGCAGUAGAUGGUGACAAAGGGAUUAACGGAGAGGUGUCUUACUAUCUCAAGGAUGACCAUGGGCACUUUGAGAUCAAUCGGCAGACAGGUAUACUUAGCCUCAAGAGAUCUUUUGAGUCGGAUUUGUCCAAUGUGGAGUACCAAAUUGCGAUAUAUGCUAGAGAUAGUGGUUAUCCACCCCUCUCAUCUACUAUAGAGUUUCCCAUUACUGUUGUCAACAAAGCCAUGCCUGUCUAUGACAAAUCAUUUUAUUCUGUUUCUGUAAAUGAGGAUGUGGCUGUGCACACACCUAUCCUUGGCAUCAAUGCUACUAGUCCUGAAGGUCAAAACAUCAUCUACACUAUUGUUGAUGGAGAUCCAUAUCUUCAGUUUGACAUUGGUUUUGAUACUGGAGUGAUAAGUGUUAUCCACUCUUUGGACUAUGAAGUAGCAGCAUCUUACCACCUGACCAUCAGAGCCACAGACUGUCUAACUGGUGCCCAUGCUGAGGUUGAUGUAGAUGUCUAUGUCCAGGAUGUAAACGAUAACUCACCUAUCUUCCAGAAAAUGUCCUAUAGGGUAGUUUUGUCUGAAACAGCAAUGAUUGGAACUCCAGCACUUCAAGUUAUUGCUAUAGACAAAGACUCAGAGAAGAACAAUGUUGUACGCUAUCAGAUCUUCUCAGAUGUCCAUAAUAGUACAGAUUACUUUCACAUAGAUAGUAGCAGUGGAUUAAUUUUGACAGCACGUAUGCUAGACCAUGAACUAGUCCAGAAGUAUGACUUCAUUGUCAGGGCCACUGAUAAUGGUUUCCCACCACUUAGUAGUGAAGUGUUGGUGACUGUCAUGUUAAAUGACAUGAAUGACAAUCCUCCUGUUUUCAACCAGUUGCUCUAUGAGGCAUACGUGAAUGAGUUAGCACCAAAGGGUCACUUUAUAACCUGUGUCCAGGCCUCAGAUGCUGACAGCUCAGAUUUCGACAAAUUGGAGUACAGUAUUUUGUCAGGAAAUGAAAAGAUGAAUUUUGUAAUGGACAAAAAAACGGGGAUCAUCACAUUGUCUAGCCACCGUAAGCAAAGAAUGGAGUCUGCCUACAGCCUCAAUGUUUCAGUGUCUGAUGGAGUGUUUACUAGCACUGCACAGGUUCAUGUUAAGGUGUUGGAGGCCAACCUGCAUAAUCCAGUGUUUGGACAGAAUAUGUACGAAGCAGAGUUAAGAGAGAAUGCUGCUGUGGGAACCAAAGUUAUACAGGUGAAGGCAACAGAUGCAGACCCUGGAAUGUUUGGUCACAUCACUUAUUCAUUUGUCAAUGAUAUGGGCAAGGAUCAAUUUAGCAUUGAUGCAAGUGGUCAGAUUUGCACUGUAGAAAAGUUUGAUCGUGAAGAUCCAGCUAAUAAAGACAUUGUUCUUACAGUUGCAGCCCAGGAUUUAGGUGGCCGUGUCUCUUACUGUACAGUACAGGUUACUUUGUUAGACGAUAAUGAUAAUGCACCUUACUUUCGUGCCACAGAGUACCGUGCUUCAGUCAAGUCUGAUGUAGCUAAAGGUUUUUUGGUGACACAGAUUCAGGCUCAUGAUCCUGAUGAUGGCACUAACGCCAAAGUGACAUACUCACUUUACAGUGAGGCACACGUCCCUGUGGUAGAUAUUUUGGAGAUAGACCCAGACAAUGGUUGGAUGGUAACUAAAGGCAGUUUCAGUCACUUGAGGAACUCUGUGUUGUCUUUUUUUGUGAAGGCUGUGGAUGGAGGAAAUCCAGUCCGACAUUCUCUAGUGUCUGUUUACAUCCAUGUUCUUUCCCCAGAUGCCUUUAUUCCUUCCUUCAGUCAACAUCAUUACUUAUUUAGUGUCCCAGAGAACACCCCCAUAGGGUCAGCCAUAGGGAGGGUACACCUCAACAACCCUCUUGGAUAUACCUCCGUCUCUGCUACCUUUGCCCUGGUUAAUGGAGAAAAUGGUGAAAAUAACCAAGAUGGGGUGUUUGUGGUGGAAAAGGAUACAGGUGUAAUCAAACUUGAUAAGGCCUUGGAUCACGAGGUGAUCAAAGGAUACUACUUCAAGGUCACUGCCACAGCACAACAGGCUAAGCUGGAUUCUGUGUCCUCUGUCGAUACUGAAAUCAAAGUAUUGGAUCUAAAUGAUAAUAAACCAGCAUUUCAGGCCAACUCCUACAUUACCACCAUUAUGGAGGGAAUAUCAGUUGGAACCAGAAUCAUUCAAGUCCAAGCACUAGACGCAGACUCAGGGGCAAAUGGCCAGGUAACAUACAGACUCGGUACAUUAAUCCAGUCAGAAGGGGAUUCAGACACGUUAUUUGACACCUUUAGCAUUGACAGCAACACAGGCUGGAUCUCCACACGCAAGGACCUGGACCAUGAGACCAAUCCAUCCUAUACAUUCACAGUGGUGGCGUCAGACCUUGGGGAGACCCUGCCUCUUUCCAGUACCUCCAGUGUGACAGUGGCAGUGUCAGACAUUAAUGACAACCCACCCAGGUUCAUGGAGAACUACUGCUUCGGUUCAGUUCAGGAGAGUGACCCCCCAGGCGAGGUGGUAGCUCUGUUGAUCACGAAAGAUGAUGACAGCUCUCCCGUUAACCGACAAGUCAGCUAUCACAUCACUGGUGGGAACUAUCGUGGCGUCUUUGCACUCGGUCUGGUUCAGGGUGAAUGGAAGAUGUAUGUGAAAGGACAGCUGGACAGGGAGGAACGCAACCUCUACAUCAUCAACAUUACUGCUAGCGAUGGACUCUUUGUUUCCCAGGCAAUGGUAGAGGUGACAGUAAUGGACACCAAUGACAACAGUCCUAUUUGUGACCAGGCUGUGUACACUGCUUACGUCCCAGAGGACCUCCCAGUCAACAGUGUGCUGCUGAGGAUUGGAGCUACAGAUGCAGAUGUAGGCAUCAGUGCUUGGAUCCAGUAUUCCCUACAUGGUCCUGGAUCCCAGGACUUCAGCAUGGAUCCAGACACUGGUGAGAUCAAGUCAUCUGUCAUUCUGGACCGUGAGGUGACACACAAUUACAGACUGGUUGCCCAGGCAACUGAUGGUGGUGGACUGUGGUGCCGCGCUGAGGUGCAGCUGGCAGUGACUGAUGUGAAUGACAACCCGCCCAUUUUCACCCUGUCACAGUAUACCACCAGUGUCUAUGAAGACACAGUCACCAAAGCCCUGCUUACCCGGAUCCAGGCCAUAGACCCUGAUGAAGGUCCAGGUCGUAUGGUGGUUUACUCCCUGGCUGACUCUGCGGGAGGUUUUUUCUCCAUUGACAAGGCCUCAGGCAUUGUGGCCCUGGAACGCAUUCUUGACCGUGAAGUCCAGUCGGCUUAUCAGUUAACAGUCUGUGCGUCUGAUCAGGGAUCACCGCUGCCCUUCUACUCAUUGGUCAAUGUCACAAUCACUGUGCUGGACAUCAAUGACAAUCCCCCUGUGUUUGAACGGCGUGAUCAGCUGGCGACAGUACCUGAGGAUGUGGGAGUUGGAACUGAGGUUCUGAGAGUUUACGCUGCCAGUAAAGACAUUGGGACCAAUGCUGAGAUCACUUACAGUAUCCGAUCAGGAAACGAGCACGGAAAGUUUCACAUCCACCCACUGACAGGUGCCAUUUUAGUUGCCCUGCCUCUGGACUAUGAAACCUGCAGGGACUACUUUCUGACAGUGGAGGCUCGCGAUGGCGGCACACCACCUCUGAGUGCCAUUACCACAGUCAACAUAAACCUAACAGAUGUCAACGACAACGUACCCAUGUUUAGCCGUGACCUCUACUCUGCAGUGGUGUCAGAGGAUGCCACUAUAGGAGAGUCUGUAGUCCAGCUUCAAGCAGAGGAUGUGGACAGUCAGCAGAAUGGAGCCAUCCUCUACUCUAUUGUCAGUGGAGACAGACACAACCAGUUCUUCAUUGACCCACUCAGUGGGGUCAUCAAAGUCAACAAGCAACUGGACCGUGAGACAGUUCCCAGCUACACAUUGGCCAUCAGAGCUCUGGACGGUGGAAUCCCACCCAUGUCCUCCACCGUAAUGGCCAACAUAGACAUCUCUGACAUCAAUGAUAACCCACCCACCUUCUCCCCAGCCAAUCUCACUACUGUUAUUCAGGAAAACAAACCAAUUGGCACCAGCAUCCUGCAGUUUUCAGUCAUCGAUCAAGACUCCUCCCACAACGGCCCGCCGUUUGACUUCCAUAUCCUUUCGGGAAACGAAGGCGGGGAGUUUGUGCUAGAGAAAGAUGGAACACUAGUGGCCAAUCAAGUGUUCAGACGGGACCUGGCAACUGAAUAUGUUGUUCAGAUACAGGUUACAGAUUCGGGGAAGCCUCGUAUGUCUUCCUCCUCCGUGCUGACGGUCAGGGUGAUUGAGGAGAGCCUCCAUCGGCCAGUGGCAUUGCCCCUGGAAGUUCAUAUUGUCACUAUGGAGGACGAAUUUCCUGGUGGUGUGAUUGGUCAACUGCAUGCCACUGAUGCUGAUCCUUAUGAUGCACUGACCUUUGGCCAUGCCCCCCCAGCCCAGCGCAGUCUAUUUAAGAUCAGUCCUCGUGAUGGAAAGAUCAUUGCCCUGGGUGGGUUGGACGCAGGCAGGUAUUCUCUCAACGCCAGUGUUAGUGAUGGCCGCUUCGCUGUACCUGUGCCUGUGAGCGUGCACGUGGAGCAGGCGACACCAGAGAUGUUGCGUGAGGCAGUGACAGUGCGCUUUGAGAGUGUGGCACCACAAGACUUUGUUGCAGUGCACCUGAAGAGCGUGUUAAAGGUGUUGCAGCAGGCUGCCGCAUCACAACAGCAGGACACACUGCACCUGCUCAGUCUGCAGCCUGUUGGUGGGACACAACAACUGGAUAUGCUUGUCACUGUGGAAACAGCGGGGGGCGGAUACUACAAGGCAGCCUACCUUACCCAGAAACUCAGUGCAUCACGACGGCAGCUGGAGGAGGUGCUCAGAGUGUCAGCUAUCCUUGAUAAGAACUGCUCUGGCUUAGAGUGUCGCGGGGCACAGUGUGAACAGAGCAUUAUUCUGGAUUCACAUAAUCUGGCUACAUACAGCACACCACGGGUCAGCUUUGUCUCACCUCGCUUCCACAGGACUUCACACUGUACUUGCAGUGAUGCCAGCUGUGCUGUCCUGUCAGAACAGUGUGAGGACCAGCCGUGUCCAGCAGACAUGCAAUGUGUAUCAGUGGAGGCUACCAGAGAGCGCUAUGCCUGCCAGUGUCCACCAGGCAAACUGGGAGAGUGUGCAGGUCAUUCGUCUCUGAGUUUCUCAGGUAACAGCUACAUCAAGUACAGACUGUCUGACCGGCUGCAGACGGAGAUGAAACUCAGUCUAAGAAUCAGAACCCUGCAGAGCCGAGGAAUCAUCAUGUACACACACACUGAGCCCUGCACAAUGCUUAAGCUAGAGGAGGGGAAACUGUGGUUCCAGAUGGCCUGUGGUCUAGGUGGAGCUGGAGGUGGAAGUGGUGACAGUCACGACAUUUUGGGAAUCUCUAGUCGUCGUAUCAAUGAUGGAAGCUGGCACACAGUGGUCCUGGAGCUGAAUCACAACUUUAUUAGCCUGGCACUGGAUGACAGCUACGUUGAGCAACGCCGUGGAUCAUCAUUUGUACAACCUCUCGCUCCAGACCAAACCAUCUACUUUGGAGCACUGGUGCAGCCUCCCAACUCUCGCAGCCUCAUGGGCUCUCAGAAAGACCCGCGGGUGCUUGAAGGUUUCCAAGGAUGCCUGGACUCAGUCAUGCUGAACAACAAUGAGCUGCCCCUGCAGAACAAACGUUCACAAUAUGCAGAAGUGGUGGGACUGACAGAGUUAAAGCUGGGAUGCAUCCUCUAUCCUGAUGCCUGCUUGCAGCAGCCUUGCCGCAAUGGAGCCACUUGCACCAGUCUUCCCUCUGGUGGGUUCUCAUGCAACUGUAACCCCCAGUACACAGGAGGGAACUGUGAAAUGGAGAUAACAGCGUGUGUUCCCAACCCUUGUCAGAACGGUGGUGUGUGCAAACCCAUCGGCAACGCCUUUCUCUGCAGCUGCAGGAGAGGCUUCAGGGGUCUGACUUGUGAGGAAGAUGUGAACGAAUGUGACCGCAACAAUCCAGAGGGUGAGUGUGAGAAUGGUGGCACCUGCGUCAACACUCACGGUUCCUUCUACUGUAACUGCACGGCAGGCUUUGUCGGCCAGCGGUGCAGCCUUCGGCCAGUCGUCGUCCCAGACAUGCAAGCUGGCCAUGCUGUGGUUGGCAAGGAAGAACUGAUUGGCAUUGCUGUGGUGCUGUUUGUCAUCAUUACCCUCAUCAUCCUUUUCAUCGCAUUCCGCAAGAAGGUUUUCCAGAAGAACUACUCACGGAACAACCUAUCUCUGGUCCAGGACCCGGCCACUGCAGCACUCCUCAACAAGGCCAAUGGUGUGCAGUUUAAGACCUUACACUGCACAUCAGGAGACCCUCUCAACCUUUACUCAGAGACAGGUAUUGGGACCACCAUGGUUGGAGGGGGUGGAAUGAUGGGACCUCCACAAGUCCCUGUGAGGCCAAUGGCAUACACACCUUGUUUCCAAGGAGAUCCACGGUCCACACUGGAGAAGAUGGCAGAUGGACGCAGUGUGGAACAUACAGAGAUGAGUACUUUUCACCCAGAGUCACCAAGAAUCCUGUCAGGAACCACCAGGAGAGGGGUGGUGGUGUGCAGUGUUGCCCCCAACCUUCCACCAGUGUCACCUUGUCGCUCAGACUGUGACUCCAUACGCAAGAGCCCAUGGGACAGUGAUGAGGGUAAGAUGGUUGACCUGGCAGAAGAAGUAACGUGUUUUUCUGGGAGCAACAAAGGCAGUAACUCAGAGGUCCAGUCACUGAGCUCCUUCCAGUCUGACUCCUGUGAUGACAAUGCAUAUCACUGGGACACAUCAGACUGGAUGCCGAGCACAAGGCUGUCAGACAUUGAAGAAGUGCCAGGCUUUGAGGUAGGUCCUGGCAGUGAGGUAGCAGGCUCAGCCCCUCAUCUUGUAGGAAGCACCCGAGAACUGGAGUCAGACUACUACCUGGGGGGCUAUGACAUCGACAGCGAUUACCCUCCUCCCCACGAAGAGGAGUUCUUGAGCCAAGACCAGCUACCACCUCCGCUGCCAUCAGGCGAGGAUUAUCCUGAGCCCUACACACCUCUCCCUGCUAAUCCACCAGCCUCCAAAGAAAGCACACUGAGCUCUGGCAGCACCGGACAUCAGCAUACCAGACCACACUUCCACCCCAGCCAGUACUUGCCCCCCCACCAGCUACCCUUUGGGGAAGCACCUCAGGGGGACUUCAGCAAUUCAGUGGGUAUGGUAUCACCAGGAAAUGAGGACAGUGAUGAUUCUGUGUCGCUAAAUAUGGGACUAUCUGUUGGUGCAUCAUCAGCCUCAGACAUGUCGGCUCCCUGCGGGCCAGAUGACUCAGAACAUGGUAGUGAUUUUGACAGUAUGGACGAGCUUCGCCGUGGAGUAACCAUCAUCACCGACUCACAGCAACAGACUGAGGUGUGAUUGAUUGACCAGUGCAGGGAUGCUUUGGGGUGUGUAACGGGCCAGUAGGAGCACAGCAGUGAUGCAGGUAGAAGUUAACUGAAUGUUGUCGCAGGGGAAGAAAUGCUUUGUCAGCAAUGCUGCAUACUGCUGCAAGCAUAAACUAUAACAAUGACUUCAGAUUCACAAAUUUAAAACCACAUUUUACAAAUACUAUUCUCUUAAGCAACUAUGUCAAGAAGUGGAAAUGUGUGGGGGAAAGUUUUACAGUACCAUGAAUAACAAACUUGUUGUGUUUUCAGUCCUGUUCCCACUGUGCAGAAGAGUCAGAAGUGUCCUUCCUGUUCUAAUAGGGAUAUACUUGGAAUGUGAAAAGAAUGGAUAGAGAAUGUGAACGAGAAAGACUCAUCUAGAAAAGACUGAAAUUUACAGAUACAAUUGAGAGAAUUAGAGGAAAACAGAAGGGACAAUCGUGUAAGUUGAAAGCGUUGUAGGUUCCCUGCUCCGUCACAAAGGCCCAUCAGAACACCUCUUUCUGAAAAGACACAACUUACCCUUUUCUUCCUUUCCCCUGAUUUGUAUACUUUGUAGUGCUCUAAGCUUAUAAAGACUUUGUAAAAUACUAUGACCUUGCUGGUAACAUGUAUGAAACAAUGUUAUGACCACAUUUCAAAAAGCCAUUCAUUUGUUUUAUUGUGGAAAGUGCUUGCUCCUAUCCCCCCUGCCCCCAACAGAACUGUCCAUGACAUUUUAUACACCUUCUGUCAUUAGCCCAGAUAUGCAGUGUGUCUUUUUUUUUUUUUACUUUGUUAUGUGUGGCAGCCAUGAGCUGCUGUGGUUGCUAAUGUACAUUUAAAAAGUUUGGAAUGCAGAUAUAAAAAGUAAAUAACAUAUCUGAUUUAAAUUUGGUUAUCAUCCUGUUUAAAGUAGUCUCCUUAUGCAAUGAAACACCGUUUCUAGCGGUCCUUCCACAUUUGCAAUGCUCACUAGAAGUCCUGUUUAUGCUUUAUACCUCUAAUUUUAACACAUUUCACAUUGGAUAUUCUUGGCAGGGGAUGAAUGAUAGUAUAUAUAUGUAUAUACUGUAUAUAUAUAUAUAUAUAUAUAUAUACUAUCAUGACUUUCGCUGCUAGAACAGCGAAAGUCCAGAUUAUGGCUGGAAGCUUGAUUGAUUGCAUUAGCAGAGUCUACAUUCUGCUAAUGGUGAUGGCAUGACUGAGCAUGUUAAGCACGCUUGACGAACCUGAUGUACUGCAGCUAGUGAUGCUCUGCUCAUGCUGCAGUGCACUUGUCUCAUUCCUGCAAGAAGGCAUACAGACACAGAAGGACAAAGAGUGAGAUGGGCUGCGGGCAGGAGGAUUGGAAGCUGAAACUAAGGUCAUGACACUAGAGAAGUCCAGAAAUCACUUCUUUAAAAGAAUCAGAGGUAACACAGAAAAGAAAGGAAGAAAACUACAGAUUAAAAAAAUCUAAAGAUUUUUCCGGGCAAGCCAAAACAUUUGAUGCUAACAUUUUGUUGUUUUUGCUACAGAAUUUUUUCUUCCCCUUAAUACCCAGGAAUAUCCAAUAUGGAAUCCUGCUGAUAAAUUUUCUGGAUAUUUAUGGCAAAAGGGAGUAUCGUCCUGAGAUUUUAAAAAAAAAUUAUAAUAAUAAAAAUUUCAAAAGUAAGCAGUUCAAUACCAAAUCAAAAGAAAAAGCUUCAGCAAUAUUGACAUUUGACUAUUAGCAAAACAGGUUAUAGUGAUUCUAUGACACUGAAUACUGAAUGAAGCAGCUGUUUCAAUUGAGGAUAUGUUCCAUUUUUGUCAAAAUGUCAAAAUAUUUGGUAACUUGUUAUUGACCGGUGCUUUAUUUCUAACUGUCUUGUACAGAAGUUUAAGCAUAAAAAAAACAAACAUUGGUUGUUCUCAUGGAAUAAGUACAUCAGACAAGGGAAGCUCGUUUACUUCCAAAGAACAAAGCAGUGAGGUUCCAAUAAUGUUAUGAUAGAAAACAUAAAAAUGUAUAUUUGCAACCACAGCCACUUUUACCGUUAGUCAUUUCAUUUUAUGGAAUUGUUUUUAUGUUGCACUAGUGAUCUUGUUUUCUUGCACUUGCUAUUGGCAUAUCAUGAUGUAUGUGAUGAAAUGUAAAAAAAAAAAAAAAAAAA